Molecule: messenger RNA, 387 nt
Organism: Dibothriocephalus latus
Lineage: Eukaryota; Metazoa; Platyhelminthes; Cestoda; Diphyllobothriidea; Diphyllobothriidae
Source: the annotation of a GenBank genome assembly
AUGCAGAUGCUCAAUCCAGCUAAGUGGAUCUUCUUUCAAACGCGGUGGCCACCGCUCUUAGCACCACAGCAAGUUUUGGACUUGGAGAAGAAUUACCCAGCUCGAAUUCCUCCCUGGAAAGGUUCAACCUCGAGACUCGCGAAGGAUGUUAUACUUUUCUGUCGCCAGCAUCCCAAGUCAGAUUGUUUGCUUCUGCUGGAUCCGCUGUGCGCUCUCAACUGGGCCAAGUCCUGCCAAAUCGAAUCAGCCGGUAGCAAGGCUGAUGUUGACUCUGCAGGAGAAAUUCCCUUCUGCUUCACCUCAACCCUCUGGACGAUUAGGACGAAGAAGAACGCAAGCGGUUCCAUUGCAGGCCCUAUCGCCCUGGUCGCCGGUGCUCAACGCUCU